AUGUCCUUAGAUGAAAAUACUUGCCAAGUUAAUCUUGAAAAUAUAGAUAGUAACUCUUCUCAAGAAAAUAUUACAAAUGAUUAUAAGAAUGAUGCUUUUGCUGAAAAUCAAGAGCUGCACUUUGAAGAGCAAGAACAGUACUCUAAAGAAGAACAAAAACAGCACUCUGAGGAAGAGCAAUGGUCUACUAAGCGACAAAGAACUACACAUCCUCUGUGA
Racocetra fulgida is the source of this 219-nucleotide messenger RNA. The record is from the annotation of a GenBank genome assembly. Lineage: Eukaryota; Fungi; Glomeromycota; Glomeromycetes; Diversisporales; Gigasporaceae.